AUGGAUAAUUCAAACAUCUCUAAAAUUGGUACUUUGGAAGAAGAAGACCAAUCACCACCUUCUCCAACUUCUACUGAUUUCGAGAUUAUUAGUAAUUACGAAGAUGAUAUAAUAAGCAUUUCAUCUAGUCAUGAAAAUUUUGAUGAGUCGAUUGAUGAAUCAUCCGAUGAAGAAUCAGAUUCUGAUGAUGAAAAUCCAGUCGAAUUAUUAAAUGACUCGGAUUUUUUGUAUUCUGAUAGUGACGAUAACCAAACAAUAUAUGAUGGCGACCUUCCUAAAAGUUCUAGAAAAUCUACUUCGUCUGACUUUCUUUCCGAUUCAAAUUCAUUUGACAAUGUUCAGAUAUCUGGUCUAUGCGAACCUCACAAUCCUAAUGAUUGGU
Dentiscutata heterogama is the source of this 382-nucleotide messenger RNA. The record is from the annotation of a GenBank genome assembly. Lineage: Eukaryota; Fungi; Glomeromycota; Glomeromycetes; Diversisporales; Gigasporaceae.